CUCAAAGAGCGCCGAAGAAGAGAGUUGCCGCAGUAACGUCUAACAACAAACUUGGUGGUCUUGUGCAAAGGUUUCUUUUUGCUAGCUCUGGAGACAAAUGACACUCAUAUUUUAAAUAUCGGCGUAAAGGAGAAACUGCAAUUAAAGGUUACAGCAUUAUGGCGAGUCAGCGGCCUCCCUCCAGUAUGGGUCGGCCUAUGAGCCGAGCUGGAUCAGCCGUAGGGAGACCUUUAACAGCUGUUCGACCUCCUCCUACAGCCAUACGUAUACCAACUGGGAUGCAGAUUCCAGGUACUAGUCUUCAUCCUGGUGUGAGGACUCUGAUAAGCACUCCUGGAGUCCUGUCCGCACAGAUUAAAGUGGCUGAUAGGCCUGUGACCCAACAGGGCCUCAGCGGCAUGAAGACUGGGUUGAAGGGACCCCAGAGACAAAUCCUGGACAAGUCUUAUUACUUGGGUCUUCUCAGGAGUAAGAUCAACGAGUUGACCACAGAGAUCGGCAAACUCCACAAAGAAAUCGACACCUUCAACCAGGAGAACUCCGUCUAUCUGUCUUAUGAAAAAAGAGCUGAAAGUCUGGCUGCAGAAAUCAGAGAUCUGCAGGGCCAGCUUGCUGACUACAACAUGUUGAUGGACAAACUCAACACCAACUCAGACAUGGACGAAAUGAUCAGUGACUACAACAGUCUGAAAGCCCAAAACGACAGAGAGGCGGAAAGCAUCGACAGCAUCUUUAUAGAGAGACGAGAAAGGGAGGACGCUAUCAGGGCUAUUGAAGAAGAAAUCAAGAAAGAAAGGCGUGUUGCCGAAGAAAUUGUCCAAGCCAUGCCAGCUCCAAAGCAGGAGAAAUAUUUCACCAUGACGACAGCCAAUGAGGAGUUGCUACAGGAACUGACUCUUCUCCAAGAGGAACUGGAUGCCCUGUUGACCCGGAAGGAGGAAUACGAAGCAGAGCUGGCCCAUUCACAGAUAAAACAGGAAGUGGUCCGGCUACACGAAACUUUGUCAACAUUGGAGGCAAAGCGGGACAACAUGGAGGCGGAGCACAAGAGCUUCAGCACGCCUCAAGAGGAGAGAGAGAAACUAUUGAAACAGGUGAAAGAGGACAAUCAGGAAAUCGCCAGCAUGGACAGACAGCUGGUGGAGAUUCGAGACAGGACCGGUCAAAUUACAGAAGACAUCCGACAACACGAGCAGGACUCGGAGGAAGCUCAAGGGGAAUGUCAGCAGAAGUACAAGGAGCUGAAGAGGAAAGAAGAAGAAAUUGAUGGAUUCCUGCAGACUUUUGAGGAUUUAAGGACUCAGGACCAGAACAAGAUGACUCAGACCCAGGAGAACAUCGUCUCCCUCUUGGAGCACUGCAGCAGGAAUAUGUUGCGGCUUCGUCGAGUGGAUACAAUUACAGCCAGCGAGCUUAGAGACAUGCAGGACGUGUUGGUCUCCAAGGAGACGGAGGUGUCGCAGUCAGCCAGCACCGCCAAGGGACUGACCUCUGAGUGUCAACGGCUGCAGCAGGACCGGGAGAAAUUCCAGCAGCUGGAGGGCAAAAUCACGGGCGAGCUGAACACUCUGAAGGAAAAUGUCAAACAGAUGGAGUCUGAGCUGCUUACCUACAGGGACCUGGAAACCUUGAAACACACAGCGGACCAGAGGAAGACGAGACUCCAGGAAGAGCGAGUUUCCCUCACACAACGGCGAGAUUCAUUCCAUCAACUUUUGGAGGAGAUGAGCGAGAAAUAUGAAGUGCUAAAGGCCAAACUGGAAGAAAAUGAGACCCAUGCACAGUUGGCUAACCUGGAGAGGAAAUGGCAACAUUUGGAGCAGAACAACUUUGUCAUGAAAGAAUUCAUCGCGUCGAAAUCUCAGGAGAGCGACUUUGCUUCUGUUUCCAAGAACGUCUACGAACGAGUGGCUGAUUACAACAAGAGCCUCAUAGACUCGCUGCAGAACAUCAGGAACUGAAUACACGCAUUCUUUACAUGCCGUUACUGUUGUAGAGUGGCCAAUUUGGUCGAGUGGUUAUUAUUAUUAUUUAAAUAAACAUU
Messenger RNA from Syngnathus acus (greater pipefish), 2044 nucleotides. It is a transcript of the gene ift74, whose product is annotated as intraflagellar transport 74. The transcript is spliced from 20 exons. Bases 159 to 1961 code for a protein of 600 amino acids. Gene Ontology annotation, molecular function: beta-tubulin binding. Gene Ontology annotation, cellular component: centrosome; intraciliary transport particle B; cilium. Gene Ontology annotation, biological process: cilium assembly; intraciliary transport involved in cilium assembly. The record is from RefSeq and is a predicted model, not a curated record. NCBI's taxonomy places the organism in Eukaryota, Metazoa, Chordata, Actinopteri, Syngnathiformes, Syngnathidae.